ACCUUGACUCAGUGCCCAACUCACCCUUCUCCUUCUCUCCACCCCCCUUCCAUCACCCAUCAACCAAACCCGACUCUUUCCGACCCGCUUUCUCUAACACUCCCUUUUAUUGCAAUUCUGCAAACCCUUUCUCUCCAUCUUUCUGCCCAUUCUCGUCUUCUUCCGCUCCCUCCCGCCGUCGUCUUCCUCCGCCUUUCCACCUCCGCAGCAGCUUGGGUGCACCGGUUUCUCCCCAACAUUCGCACGCAGUGUAUCCCCGACCUCCACCGGCGGUCGAUUUCCCCAUUUUAUAGGGGUUCCGCUCAGUCCUCUGGGAAGGCAUUUUUAUUUCCCCUCCAAUGGUGGCGUUCAAUUUUCCCUCCUCCCUCCCUCCCUCGCUCUCCGGAUCCCAGGGUUUGAGUGGACAGUGAAGUUGGGUUCUUCAGCAUAAUUUUGCUGGGGAGAGGGCGUGAUUUUGGGUUGAUGUCACCUUGAAUGGCUAUAGAAAAGAAUUGCUUCAAGCCAUCAAAAUUGGACUCGGAGCUUUCUUCACACAGUAGGGAAGUAGUGAUGUCUAGUGACGAGGAGGAGUUCCAGCGGUAUAACAAUAAUUCUAGUGCCGUUGAAUCCGAAGAAGACGAUGACGAGGAGUUUGACGAUUGUGAUUCAGGGGCCGGAUCAGACGACUUUGAUUUGCUGGAACUAGGUGAGUCUGGGGAGGAAUUCUGUCAGGUUGGGGAUCAGACUUGCAGCAUUCCUUUUGAACUGUAUGAUCUCCAGGGUUUGGGUGAUGUCUUGUCCAUGGAUGUCUGGAAUGAUGUCUUGAAUGAGGAAGAAAGGUUUACUCUCACACAGUACCUUCCUGACAUGGACCAAGAAAAUUUCAUGAGGACAUUGAUAGAGCUUCUGACGGGGUGCAAUUUGCAUUUCGGGAGCCCUCUCAAAACUCUGUUUGAUAUGCUGAAGGGAGGGUUGUGUGAGCCAAGAGUGGCACUUUAUCGCCAAGGAUUGGUGUUCUUUCAGAAGCAUCAUCAUUAUCACACCCUGAGGAAGUACCAGAAUGUGAUGGUCAACACUUUUUGUCAGAUUAGGGACGGAUGGCGAAACUGCAGGGGAUACAGCAUUGAGGAGAAGCUCCGCGUUUUGAACAUCAUGAAAACUCAGAACAGUUACAUAUCUGAGAAGAUGGAAGAAAUGGAAGAGAGUGAUGAAUCUGAGAGAGAGGAUUCCGGCGAUGCCUCGUUUUGGAGUAAGAGAGUCAAAGAUCGAAAACAUGGACAAGUUUUACUAUAUCCUGGAAAGCAAAUGACUGUAGAAACUGCAAAAUUUGGGAAGCAAAAUUCAAAAGGUGCGUUGAAGUUAACUGGGACAUCUACUGCAAAAGAGUUUUCUGGAAGCUUCCCAUCCGUUCAUCAUGAAAUGGACACUAGAGCUGGGACCUUCGGUGCACUGCCCCUUUCUCAUCAUAUGAGAGAUCGGUUAUUGGGCGAUGAGGAUGACGAUGGAGGAAUGCAUGAAGUGGCGGUUCAGAGAGAUAGAAACUUCUCUCGAGCUGGGGUGAAGGAUAAAUCAGGGAAUUUAAAGAUGAGGAGUAAACUGGAUGGAUUGAGAACUGAAGAAGAAUACUUUGAUGGUUUGACUGGACGUUCUGUGCCUUUGAGAACAGAGUUUUAUGGACCUGGCAGGAAAAAGGCUGGCAAUCAGUUGUUCAGUGUCCAGGGGUUGAACAAAUCCUUGAAUGGUAGAGCUCCUUUAGAUUUUGGGAAUAAAUCAAACUAUGUUGAGAAUCUACAGCAAUAUCCUUUUGAGAAUUAUAUGAUAUAUGGGAAAGGUCGGAGUCCAAAUCCAUCUCUAAAAGGAGGCCAAGUGGAAUUAGCUGAUGAUUGUGAGCCAUUUUGGCAUGGUAACGAACAAACGGGUCCUAAUUAUUAUAGCAACCAAUCUCAUCGGAAAUAUGGUGAUUGGAAUUCCAAAAGCAAAAAGUUGAAGCAUCAAGAGCCUUCUGAGUUUCAUUCAGGAUAUGCCAAAGCAAAACCAUUUCAAGGGAAGUUCAAGGCAUCCUUGCACAUUGAUCAACGAGGUGGGGCUGGGUCCAACAAAGGCAGAAGGGAAAUUAUAAAAAACGAAGACACCGAAUCUGAUUCAUCAGAAGGAAUUGAUGAAGAAGAAGAUGAUGCUGACAACAAUCCCUUGCUAAGGAGCAAGUUGGCAUUUCCUUCUGAUGCCCUCCCAGAUAUGAAAUCUGGCUCAGAGGCUAAUAAGAAGGAUCAAUUUGUUCGAAAAAACACAAAGGGUGGGUUUCUGCCUCAUGAUUUUGAUGAACCAUUAUUAACUUCAUCAAAAGCGGGGACGAAUCUUGUCUCACAGAAGAAUGGGAAGAAGGGUAAGAUGCUGCUGCGUGAUCAUGAGCAUGUGAAUAUUUUAUCUGCUAAAGACUUGUGUGGCAACUACUUAAGUGGACAGGGGCAUCAUUUCAUAGGUGAUCAUGAUGAGGAUGAUGAUAACCAACCAAUCUACAACAUUGCAAGGAAUGACCGUAUUAAAGGGGCAUUGUUGAAAGGAGAAAUUAGACAUGAGUUUUGUGGUCCCCAGUCAAAUGGUAUGCCUGAAAUGUAUGGUGGUGAUCAUCAUCUAGAAAGAUCCGAGUUACAGUUAAUAGGGUGUAACACUACAGCAAAGAAGCGCAAAAUCAAAGAGGGACUCUCGUUUAUUGAUGAGCAAGCUGCUGACAAUAAUGAGUAUAGUUAUACACAUCAGUUGCAGCAAGCAGAGGAUGUGGGCUCUUCGAAGAAGCAGCGGGGGAAAAAGAAAUUGGAAAGCGACACAGAAAAAGGAGUCUCUGAGCUGCUGCCACCAUUGGAUAUCAGUAUUAACGAAGACGAUAGUGCUCAUCAUCACCAAGAAGCCAUACAAGUGCAGAAAAAACCAUUCACUUUGAUCACACCUACUGUCCAUACUGGCUUCUCCUUCUCCAUCAUCCAUCUUCUCUCAGCCAUUCGGGUGGCUAUGGUCACUUCCCUCUUAGAAGAUUCUAUGGAGGUCGUUAGCAAGAAAGAAGAUGACGGAGUUCGAACCCAAGCAGCAGAGUUGUUGGACAUCAACAAUAGCUCACUUUCUCCUUCUCAUGAAACGAGGGCUACCCCGUCUCUAGAUAUUCAAGAAAUUGUUAACCGUGUGAGAUCCAACCCUGGAGAUCCCUCCAUUCUUGAAACCCAAGAACCGCUCCUAGAUCUGGUCAGAGGGGUCCUCAAAAUAUUCUCAUCAAGAACAGCACCGUUAGGAGCAAAGGGAUGGAAGCCUCUUGUUGUUUAUGAGAAACCAUCAAAGAGUUGGUCCUGGGUGGGCCCAACUCAUCACGAGGCACCUAUGGAUGAGGAGGAAGUCACCUCUCCAGAAGCAUGGGGCCUUAACCAUAAAAUGCUUGUUAAGUUAGUUGAUUCUUUUGCCAACUGGCUGAAGAACGGUCAGGAGACACUCCAGCAGAUAGGGAGUCUUCCCCCUCCUCCUUCCUCAUUGUCGCAGUAUAAUUUGGACGAGAAAGAGCGGUUUAGGGAUCUGAGGGCACAAAAGAGUCUCAGUACCAUUACUCCUAGCUCCGAAGAAGUAAGAGUUUAUUUCCGGAAGGAAGAGGUCCUCAGGUAUUCAAUCCCUGACAGGGCCUUUUCUUACACGGCCAUCGAUGGGAAGAAGUCUAUUGUGGCCCCCUUGAGAAGGUGCGGCGGCAAACCGACAUCAAAAGCCCGGGACCACUUUAUGCUUAAAAGGGACCGACCGCCACACGUGACGAUCCUGUGUCUUGUACGGGACGCAGCCUCACGACUACCCGGAAGUAUCGGGACCAGAGCCGACGUGUGUACUCUGAUCAGGGAUUCACAGUACAUUGUUGAGGAGGUUUCUGAUGCACAGGUCAACCAAGUGGUCAGUGGCGCGUUGGACCGUUUGCACUAUGAACGGGACCCGUGUGUGCAGUUUGAUACGGAGAGAAAGCUGUGGGUGUACUUGCACAGAGAGAGGGAGGAAGAGGAUUUCGAAGAUGAUGGGACCUCAUCCACUAAGAAGUGGAAGAGGCAAAAGAAAGAAGCUAAUGAAGAUGUUAUUCUUGACCAACAAGGAGGGGCUGCUGCUGCUGCCGCUGCUGCUGUGACCAUUGCUUCUUACCACGACGAUGAUGAAGAUGGUGGGGAUCUUCCUGGCGAGGACAAUUUUGAUGAUGGUGAAACAUAGAGAACCAAAAACCACCUUCUUCUGGAUGUGUGUUGGGUGGUGGAUGCAAGCUACCGGCGCGCGUGAUCGUAUCAUGAUUGCUGCUACAAGGUCUGCUACGCUCUGCACUUCAAGAAGUUUUAUGUAUAUUUUGUGAUGCAUAUUACAGUAGCACUCUGAUUAUAUGAAUAUUAUCCUGGUGGAUGAUAGCUAGUACUUACUACUACACUAAUAAAAGAGUUAUUUUUUU
Messenger RNA from Cuscuta campestris, 4432 nucleotides. The record is from the annotation of a GenBank genome assembly. Lineage: Eukaryota; Viridiplantae; Streptophyta; Magnoliopsida; Solanales; Convolvulaceae.